Messenger RNA from Microplitis mediator, 1743 nucleotides. RefSeq lists its product as uncharacterized. The record is from RefSeq and is a predicted model, not a curated record. The transcript has 2 exons. NCBI's taxonomy places the organism in Eukaryota, Metazoa, Arthropoda, Insecta, Hymenoptera, Braconidae. The coding region runs from base 85 to 1743 and encodes 552 amino acids.
GAUAAAAAUAUUGGAGUAUUUUAUUUAAAAAGUUUAUGGAUCAAUAAUGUGAAGAAGUUUUUAGUAUUUUUUAAAAAUUAAAUUAUGUCAAAUAAAGCUGAUGACCCGGAAUAUGUUUUGGUUGUUUUAAAUUCUCUGGGUUUUAUUAAUGUCACUGCGGAAAUGUUAAAAAUGUUUAUGAAACAAUUAAAGAUGCAUCGUAAAUUAAAAAAAAAUAAUCAUGAUAAAUGGAAAGAAAAAAUGAAAAAAAAAAUAAUUUCGAAAAAUCGAAUAGAUUUAGAAAAAUUUUUAAAUAAAAUUACACGUGAUGAUCAGAAUUAUUUACCAGAGUCUGGUAACGUCAAUGAAAUUAAAACUGCAAGUGAUAAAAAAUAUUCUGUACCUUUUAAAACAGAACGUCAUCAUGAAAUUGAAGUAAAUAAAAAAAAAAGUAUUGAUAAUAAUAAUAAUAAUGAUAAGUCGAGUUCAUUUAUUGAGAAAACUAUAAAGCAAAUCCACCAAGAAGAUACAGAAAAAAAAAUUUUCGAAAUUAGUAGAAAAUAUACAAGAAUUACAAUCGACCAUAAAAUUCCUGAUGAUUCGCGUAAAGAAAUUUCAAGCUCUUCUAGAAAACUUCCAUAUGAAAAAUCGGCAGAUCAAAGUAACAAAAUAUUUCCAGUUGACAAAAAUAUUUCUGUAAGUAAUAAAACACAACAAAAUAUGAAUUUGAAUUUUGAAAGUGACGGAGACACUUCUGAUUCUUAUAAGCAACUUCCUGUAGCGAACAAAAAAACCAGUGUAAAAAAUAAAUUUAAACCAUCUGAUGAAAAUGAAAUUCUUUCGAUCGAAAAUUUAUAUCAUGAUAAUUCUGUCAAAAGUAAUUCAGAUCUUUUAAAUUCUUAUCAGCAACUUCCUACAGCAAUAAACACAACAGCUGUAAAAAAUAAAUUUAAUGCGCCUGAUAAAAAAGAAAUUCACAAAAUAGAAAAAACGAAUCACGAAAAUUUUAAUGAAAACAAUUUAGAUCUUUCAGAUUCUUACAAACAAUUGCCUGAAAUAAAACCAAGAGACCAACAAACAAACAAAUCUGUUCCAUCUCAACAGAUUCAAAGUCAACGGAAUAAUGCCGAAAGACAAUCUAAUGAUAAUGAAAAUUUAAUCGACAGCAACUUAAAUUAUUCAGACUUCUAUGGUAAUUUAUCUAAAUCAAACUUCAAAAGUAGUUCUCUAGAAAGAGUUAGUCUGAACAAAACUCCUCCAGAACAAUAUACUCUAAGAGAUAUAAGAGAACGCAGCCAUUUGUCAAGUAGUUCAGACAGUGACACUGAAACUGAUUCGUCUUAUCAACAGUUUACACGAGCGACAGUGAAAAAAACUUCAAUGACAAAUGAUAAAGCAGCUGGUGAAAAAAGUCAUAGACCGUUAAUAUCUCGUGGAUUCAACGAAGUCAGUAAUUUACGGUACGGCGAUGCCAGUACCAGUGAAUCCAAUGAUUCGUACCAACAAAUACCAGAUCCGUCUAAUAGACAACCUAAUAAAGGAAAUUUGAUAAAUAAAUCACAAAGUUCCGCACACAGUGCCCCUGAUUUUAAAGAACGGAGUGUACUAAAUUUCAAUAGUGACAGUAAAUCAUCUUCCGAACCGCUUUCUCAGUCGAAUGCAAACAAGAGAAAGGAAGAAAACACAAAAAUUUAUAGAAAACCAACUCGCUCUGAACAAUUGAAGCGAAACGACAUCAAAGAACACAGUGUACUGGAAUACUGA